Messenger RNA from Fusarium oxysporum Fo47, 1151 nucleotides. RefSeq names its product bZIP transcription factor. NCBI's taxonomy places the organism in Eukaryota, Fungi, Ascomycota, Sordariomycetes, Hypocreales, Nectriaceae. The record is from RefSeq and is a predicted model, not a curated record. Bases 93 to 1151 code for a protein of 352 amino acids. The transcript has 3 exons.
GACUCAUUCUCCAGCGCAUUUUAUCCAAUACCCGAGUCCACCAUCUCACCUGAGCCCGUCUCAUUUCAGCUAGAAAAUUCACCCAAUCCAUCAUGCCACGCAAGACUCGAACACCCGAGUCUCUCGCUCUCAAUCGCGAGAACCAGCGUCGCUCUCGCGCAAGACAGCGUGAAUUACUCGACGAUCUGCAGAAUCGCGUGCGUGAGUUUGAGCGUCGCGAUGGUCAGGCUACGCUGGAGAUGCAGCGUGUUGCGAGGGCUGUUGCUGGGGAGAAUGCUGCGCUGAGAGGUUUGCUUGCUGCGAAGGGUGUCUCGAUUGAGGAGGUUGAGGCUCAUGUUGCGGCUGUGAAGCACGAGGAGAAAAUGGUUGCUAGAGCGGGAGUGGCGACUGUCACACCUGUUUCUACGCCGUCUUCCAAUGCUUCGCCUGUUGUUAUUGCCUCGAGACCUAUGUCGUGCUCUCAGCCUCAGGGAUGCGCUCCGGUGAGGGAAAAUAGUAACCCUUCGUUUGCGAUUCAGCCCAAGAUGUACUCGCCGCCAACACCUGCUACGACUGCUACGUCUUGCACAGAAGAAUCAGGCUGCUGUCCUAGACCACAGCCUGCAUCGCAGCCACAGCAACAGCCCGGACCCCAGCAACCAAAUUCUUUUGACAAAAUUCACUUUCCAUCUAUCAGAAACCCACCGAAGGAGAUACACCAAUCCCAAAAGCACCGGAACCUCAAUCAGCGGGCCAACCGUCGCCGCAAGCGCCUGGUCGCUACUCGGUCCGAACGUGGUAAUAGCCACUGCUAUCGCAAGCUCGAAAUUGUUACUCGCCGCAGUAAAACUCUGCGUUGUAGAGAGAGGGUAUCCGAAACCAGCAUGUCGAGAUACCAGAAGUGUUGCGAAGAAGAUUAUAACGAAGUAGACGAUGAGGGGGGCUGCGACGCGUACUACAGACACGAUCUGAUGGACCACUUGAUGGCCUUGGGAAGCGAAGAGGAUGAGGAUGGUGUAAAGAAGGCCGAUGAGAGACCAGGGGGAGAUGAUGCGCAAAAAGACACGCUCAUACCACUCUGGUCCGGCCAUCUUGCGCAGGGAGAAGCGAGUGAUGAUAGCUGCGCCGAGAGGGAUGCCGAGAAAUACUGCUACACUGGUUGCAACGGUUGA